Strongylocentrotus purpuratus (purple sea urchin) is the source of this 9788-nucleotide messenger RNA. RefSeq names its product ras-specific guanine nucleotide-releasing factor 2. Gene Ontology annotation, cellular component: plasma membrane. Gene Ontology annotation, molecular function: guanyl-nucleotide exchange factor activity; protein binding. Bases 617 to 4588 code for a protein of 1323 amino acids. The transcript is spliced from 27 exons. Gene Ontology annotation, biological process: positive regulation of GTPase activity; Ras protein signal transduction. Lineage: Eukaryota; Metazoa; Echinodermata; Echinoidea; Camarodonta; Strongylocentrotidae. The record is from RefSeq and is a predicted model, not a curated record.
CUCUUGUGUGAAUAUCACUGGUGUGUAUUAGCAAGGAGAGUGAGAGAAGCACCUGAAAUGGUGUAUGAAUGCACCUGUUCGUCGAGCUUGUCCAUACCAUACACACACUACAUAAAUUAGAUCGCAAUUUAACAGCAGACGGCAUACGUUAAUAACGUUACCAUAGCGCACAAAUUCUUCGUCAGAAGACUUUGAAACGAAACAUCCGGGAAGAAAAAUCCGAGCAACAUGACAAUGACGUGAAAAAGGAGACUAGAUCCCCAUGCAAAACAAACCGUGGGAAUUAAGUUUGCUUUUUUCCAUUUUGACCUUGCUGGAUAAGGAAAAGAUCGUGGACCUUCAAUCGCUUUGGAAGGAGGGGAUCGAUAGGAGUUGGUGCUCAAGGCUGUGCUUUAUCCAGCUGAUUUAACUGUGAGUCUGUGGAUCACGAGGCCGACGCACCCGGCUAAUCUAGCCGAUUUACCACCGUUAUUGGUUUCGUGGUUAUGCUGUUUGACCUUGCCGGUUGCCAAGGGCGUGUAUUAUUGGACUACACCAUUUCGUAUACAUUCUGGAAUAUUCAGCAAUGCCAAAGCAGAAAUCUUCCAAAGGGUGAAUAGGAGAGAGAGAGAGAGCCAUGCAGAAAGCAAUCCGUCUCGAUGACUCUCAGCUUCUGAUGCUAGCUGGUCGUGCUAAGACUGACUUCACCAUCGCAGGCAAUCUACAGAAGAAGAGUUCUGAUACAGGCAAGUGGAAACAGCGCUGGUGUGCUCUCUAUGAAAACCUGCUCUUCUACUUUGAGAAUGAGACGACCAGUCGACCCUUGGGGCUCAUCUUUGUGGAGGGGUGCUACUCGGAACAUAUUGUGACCCCAAGAAGCAGUGUCAAAGAUGAGAAACAGUUCUGGUACUUUUCUAUUCACUACCGUCAUGAUAGUCAGAGGCAGUAUGAUCUACGCUGUGAUACAGAGGGUGAAGUCAAUGCAUGGGUUGAUGCUAUCAAACACUGCAACUUCAAUGCCAUUCUGCUCCAAAAGGAGGAACUGGAGCAGAAGUAUCUUCAUCUUCUACAGAUCCAUGAUAGUGAGAAGAUAGCAAAGUUUGGUCUUCGUCAGCAAUGCCAGGAACUCACAGCAGAAGUGGCCAAACUCAAAACAGAACUAAACCUGUUGCAAAGGAGAGAAAGGAAGAUGUCUGGUUCAAUAAAAGGAGCUCCGGAAGAUGAUGAGGCUGAGGAUAUCAAAAAGAUCAAGAGAGUGCAAAGCUUCAUACGAGGCUGGCUGUGCCGACGCCGCUGGAAGGCCAUCGUUCAGGACUACAUUAGAUCUCCACAUGCAGAGAGCAUGCGCAAGCGCAACAGUAUUGUCUUCGGUAUGAUAGAAGGUGAACGAGAGUAUGUUGAGCAACUUUCCACGCUUGUCUCGUGCUUUCUGCGCCCUCUCAAGAUGGCUGCCAGUGCCAAGAAACCACUCAUUUCCCAUGAGGACGUCAACUCAAUCUUUCUCAACAGUGAAACAAUAUUCUUCUUGCAUCAAAUCUUCUACAAGGGACUAAGCGCCAGGAUGGAACACUGGCCCAAAUUGGUCCUUGGUGAUUUGUUUGAUAUGCUGCUUCCUAUGCUGAGUAUCUACAAUGAGUAUGUGAGGAAUCAUCAUUACAGUCUACAGGUGUUAGCUGAAUGCAAGCAGAAUCCUGCCUUUAAUAUGCUACUCAAACAAUAUGAGACUAAACCAGUUUGUGAAUCAAGGUCUCUGGAGACAUUCCUGACCUACCCUAUGCAUCAGGUGCCCAGGUACAUUAUCUCACUACAUGAGCUGCUAGCACACACACCUCAUGACCAUGUGGAGAGGAAGAGCUUGGAGUAUGCCAAACUUAAACUGGAAGAGUUAUCUAGGGUAAUGCAUGAUGAGGUAUCUGAGACAGAGAGCAUCCGACGGAACCUGUCGAUUGAGAGGAUGAUAGUAGAAGGAUGUGAUCUUCUUCUUGAUGUCCAGCAGAUGUUUGUUAGACAAGGUAACUUAAUCCAGGUAACCCAUGAGAGAUCAAGACAGAGUAGAAGCAGAUUGGGGUCCCUAGGAGGCAAGGUGGAGAGUCGGAAAGAGGGUGUCAGGCAGUGUUUCCUCUUCACUAAACAUCUACUUAUUACCUCUAGGACAUCAGGUGGAAAGCUACAUCUGGCCAAGGUUGGAGGCAAGAUUCCUCUGAUUGAUUCAACUAUUGUUGAAGACUUUGAUCCCUUUGAUGAUGAUGGUGUACCAUCACCCUCUAAUCAGAGUAGUGAUCAUGAUAACCUAGACUUCAAGCUCAUAGUUGACUCAAAGAGUGGACCACCCCUCGUCAUCACAUUGGUAGCAUCUACACCACAGGAGAAAGCUGCUUGGACUAGUGAUAUCAGUCAGUGCAUUGACAACUUACAUUACAAUGGUCUGCUCGACAGCUCAUUAGAGGAUAGUGGAUCUUCAGUUCAUCUCCCUCAGUGUAUCAAAUCGGACACUCGUCUCUUCAAGGAUGACCAUGACAUUCGGUUCAGUAAGAUUCUCAACUCCUGCAAGGUACCUCAGAUCCGUUAUGCCAGCCUAGAGAGACUUCUGGAGCGGUUGACAGACCUUCGCUUCCUCAGUAUAGACUUUCUCAAUACCUUCUUACUAACAUUCAGGGUAUUCACAGACUGGGAGACCAUAGUCUCUACACUGGAGAGGGUCUACAGGAAUCCAGAUACAGUGGAGGGUCAGUUGAAUGUACAUCCACAUCCUCCUCCAUCCCCUAGUCACCAUGGUGACCCACAUCACUCCCAUGGUAAUCAGUAUGAGAACAGCCCUCCUCCGGCUAGUCCUUCCAGAGGAUUCAUCAAUCGUCGACCCAGUACCAGCAACCACCCUGGAGCAGGAGCUAACAUCAAGGUGACAAUGACCAAACCAUAUCAUGAGGAGAUGGAGACUGAUGGAGGAAGUAGUGGUGGUAGUGGAGGGAGAGUCUUUGAGGCUAAUACAACUCUCAGAGCACAUCCAUUCAGGAGAAGCUUCAAGAAAGUGGCUGAUGACACUCAAAGCAAGACGGAUAGUUCAGUGGUAAUGAGCAUAGCAGAUCCUCAUGUCUCUCCUCCGGACUCUCCGCCUUAUUUUCAUACCCUUACACCUCCUGCUAGCCCUAAUCAGCUAGAGACCCUUCGUCUACAUCCUAAGAGAAUGCUAUCUAUGAGUCAUUCAGCUCCAAACAUUGCUGCUCUAGUCAAGGCAGCUAAACCAGAUCCCAUCCCCAUUCCUCCAACAUCACCCCACCGAUCACCUGCUGGCAAUAACUUCUUCCAGUUUAGCAGUUCUCCCCCUAACACCACUGUCUCAGCCGGUGUAGUGGUCACCUCCUCCCGUAUGUCUACCCGCAGGUCAAGCUGCUCUUCCGCUGCAGUGGCGUUUGCCGCUGCAACGGCCGGCGCCACCAAUGCAAAGGAAUUUGGUGGGCCCAACAACAUGCUGAGUCGGAAGAGGGCAAAGAAAAGCUACGGACGUAAGCUGGGAAUAUUUCUUUACGAUAUGGAAUUUACAUUUGAUGAAACAAGGUCAAACAGUGGUAAGCUUCAGAGUUGCUUGAGUAAAGAAGUCAUCAGUUCAGCUGCUACCGUCAGAGUUAUCAAUGUCAUCAGACAUUGGGUCUCUAAGUUCUCUAAGAAUUUUGAAAUCAAUGAAGGCCUACGCAAUCGGGUUUUAGAAUUCUUGGAAGAAGUAGCAACCAAUCCCAACCUUCUCCCAUCAGAACACAGAGCAGCUAGCACCAUUCAGAGGCAAAUUAUGCAGGAUCAUGCAAACAUCAGUUUACAUGGUGAAGCAGAGUUCGCCUCCUUGGUUCCUGAACAGCCGUUGCCUGAGGACACCUUUGACAGGAUGUCAGCAUUGGAGCUGGCAGAACAACUCAGCUACCUAGAACAUAAACUACUCAGGGCUAUCCCAUAUUGGGAAUUUCUUAAUCAGGCUUGGAUGAAGCAGGGUAAAGCAACGAGGGCGCCAAAUAUCCUUGCAGUCACUAGGAGAUUCAAUGAGGUUAGCAAGUUGGUAUCAUCUGAAAUCUUACGUCAGAAGUCUGUAGCAGCCAGAGCGUUAGCCAUAGAGAGAUGGGCUGGUGUUGCUGAUAUCUGCAGGUGUAUGCAUAACUUCAACAGUGUACUAGAGAUCACUUCAGCCCUCAUGAACAGCUCAGUCUACAGACUCAAGAAAGUCUGGGAAAAGGUUCCUAAGCAAACGAAGACUCUUCUAGACAAACUUCAGGUGUUAGUAUCUUCAGAUGGCAGGUUCAAGAACAUGAGAGAUGCCUUACAUAGAAUUGAUCCUCCUUGUGUGCCCUACCUUGGUUUCUACCUGACUGACCUCGCCUUCAUAGAGGAUGGCACUCCAAACAUCACUGAUGAUAGACUGAUCAACUUCUCCAAGAUGAGAAUGAUUGCUCAUGUGGUUCGAGAAAUCAGGCAUUUCCAGCAUACCAACUACAACAUAGAACCAGACAAAAGGGUGAUAAGCUACCUCUUGGACACGUCUUUGAUCAUGGAUGAUGACGAGAUGUAUGCCUUGUCUCUGGAACUUGAACCACGACAGUCUACAAGGAUGGCUAAAAGCAUAUGAACCACGACAGUCUACAACGAUGGCUAAAAGCAUAUGAGAGCUCACCUUCAACAACAUCCAAAUCAAUUGACUGUGAUCAAGAGAAUAGAUCUAGAUCCAAAUCAAUUGACUGUGAGAGCAUAGAUCAAGAUCCAAACUAGAACUGCGAUCGUGUCAGAACGAUGUGAGAGAAUAGAUUUAUAUCCAAAUCAAUUGACUGUGGGAGAAUAGAUCUAGAUCCAAAUCAAUUGACUGUGAGAGAAUAGAUCUAGAUCCAAAUCAAUUGACUGUGAGAGAAUAGAUUUAGAUCCAAAUCAAUUGACUGUGAGAGAAUAGAUUUAGAUCCAAAUCACUUCACUGUGAGAGAAUAGAUUUAGAUCCAAGUCAAUUGAUUGUGAGAGAAUAGAUUUAGAUCCAAAUCAAUUGACUAUGGGAGAAUAGAUCUAGAUCCAAAUCAAUUGACUGUGGGAGAAUAGAUCUAGAUCCAAAUCAAUUGACUGUGAGAGAAUGGAUUUAGAUCCAAAUCAAUUGACUGUGAGAGAAUAGAUCUAGAUCCAAAUCAAUUGACUGUGAGAGAAUAGAUCUUGAUCCAAAUCAAUUGACUGUGAGAGAAUAGAUCUACAUCCAAACUAGAACUGCAAUCGUGUCAGAACGCUGUGAGAGAAUAGAUUUAGAUCCAAAUCAAUUGACUGUGGAAGAAUGGAUUUAGCUGCAUUGAUGGUACAUGCAGAGAAAGAAAGGAGCAUAAAGUCAGAGGUUUACAUGUAGGGUGGAACAGGGUGGAACAGCAUUGUAUACAAUAGUUUGGAAUCUCAGAGGAAUUCACUAGCUAACACCAGUUAUAUUGUGAGGUUUGACUGCAGGGAAGAAAAUGUUGAGAUAGAUUUGUGUACAGUCGCUGAAUUUAAAGAGGAAUUAGCUUGCAGAAAAUUCUGUGUACAGUUUAGCAAGGGUGAGAAAUACUGAGGUAGAUCGAGUUGCAACAAUGGUUGAAUUUUCAUUAAAACAUUCACCCAAACUGUCUGGGGGGAGGAAAGAGGUGUAGUGUUGGAUUCAGACUUAAGCAAUUAGGAUAAGGGGGUAGUGAUUUCACUAAUUAAACAUUCUAAUAACCAAUCCUGAACUAAUAAAAGAUUUGCAGAACAAGGAUAAUAAGGAUCAAUUUGGAAGCUGAAGAGUAACAUUACGUUUCGUCAUUGUUUAGGUCCAUUUUUACAAACGAGUGCUUUAGAUUCCCAUGUGGAGCCAGUGGAUGGAUUGAUUGGCGUAUUACUAAGAUAGUAAUGAAACCUAAAAUUGGAAAAUCAUGCAAGAGCGAAAUGAUGGUUCAAUAAAUACUGCAAACUCUUUGGACAGUAUAUUUCAAAAAAUUAAAUAAUUGCAUCAUGAUUGCAAGAUAAUUAUAUUUAUCUUAAAUAUACCACUUAGAUGAGAAAAGCUGUAUGAAUUAAAUGAAAAUAUCUACUGUAUUAUUAUUGUUUACAGCCUUCUUUGCACAAAAUCAUGUGAUCAUUAUUCAAAUAUAGUGAUGAUCAAACAAUGCAUUAAAAACAAUUAUGAAAGAGAAGUUUCAGCACUUAACAUUAUGUUUGAAAAAAUAUAUAUUUGUAAUAUGAUAAAAUUAUGAAAGCUAUAUUUGCAUGUCUGUAUACCCUGCUGUUAAUGAGAUGCAAGAAAUGUGAAUUACAAAUUACAUUAAACAAAUUUCAUUCUUUCAAAAACAUAAAGCCGUUUUACAAAUGAUUACUUGAUCAAUUAAGCCUUUAUUUAUAUGUCAGCUUUUUUCAUGUGGUAUUAAUAAUAAUGAUAAUGAUAAACUGAAAUAAAAUCAAGUGACUUCUAUUUGAAUGUCAGGCUGAAAUGUAGGAGGAGUAAAAAAGACAAUAGGCCUAUUGUUACACCUGCUUUGGUUUAAUAUAACUCUUAUUGUAUGGUGUUGUCUAAUCUCAACAACACAACUUCUCAGUACAAGUAUCUACAGUUAUUUCUUUCAAAAUCUAUAGUCAUAGUUGGAUCAUGAGAUGUGAGGUUACCAAUGUUUUGCUUGGUCCGCUUACAUAUAUCUAAAAGGAUAACCUUGGUAAGGCAUUAAUCCUCAUUACCAGGUCCUUCGGAGAGGACCUUAAGACGUCGGUCUUCUGGUUGCUUUACUAACAAGCAUCUAUUGCUUUCUUAGCUGUCAGGUAAAAUAACCACCACCACUAUCAUUCAUCAACCUAUAAAUGUUCAGUCCAAUUAAGAGAUGAUACUGCAAGAAAUGUCCAUAUUUCAUUUGCCAUUACGUGAAGUAGGAGCUCAUCAAAAAGUUAUACAUGUAUGAUAGGAAAUGUACAAGCAUUGUGUGCUAACUAUCUUUUAAAGCUCUUCUCUAAAAAAACAAAAAAAAGUACUUAUCUACUGGUAAAUAAUUUGCAGUCAGUAUUCUUCUGUCAGUAUUUGAUUUUGAUACCUUUAGAUAUUAUGUGUAAUUAGAGUUACUCUCAUUUUCAUGCUGUCUGUUUUUUUUUUUUUUUUUAUAAGUUGUGAGAAUAAUUCAUUUGAUACUUAUUUCCUUUUCUUCCUGGAACAUGAAAAAUUAUGUAUACCAACUUUCCUGAGAUUACAAAGACGGUUUAAAUGUAAACUGUUUUCUAAACAACUGAUUUAUAUUCAAUUCAAUUCAAUUCAAAUGAACAUAUGGGCAGCUAAAUUGAUGAAAAUUGGUUUUAAAAAUUAAAUAAUUGUCACUAUAGAGCUGAAACAGAGGACAUCACUUUUUUGUGUAUUUUCUUGUUUGCUUAGCAAGUACAUUUCCAAAUAUAAGAAGAAAUCCCCCUUUUUUUCUUUCUUUUGGUCCUGUACAGCUAGGUCCCAUAGUAAAUUAUUAGUUUAGAUCAUGGUGUAGCUUUGAACUACCUUUGUUGAUAUAGGUUCUGUAUAUAGAGGAGUUGAAUUGAAAUAUUAUCUACGGAAUAUUUGUUCCUUUGCCAUUCACCUUCCAUUGCUCAAUUAUACCUCCACGUCUCCUAAACAUUUCAGUUAUUUGUUUAUCAUUCUUCUUCCACUUUAGAUGUUUUUUAUGUUUUCUGUUCAAUGUUCUUUAAGUUUUAUUUUCGUUUAUUGAUCAAAUUUUGCCUUCACCUUACAAAGUUGGUAAUGCAAAGAUCAAUUGUCAAUCUGUAUUAACACUCAAGCAAAAUAAUGUAAAUAAUGUAUAGAGGUGUUCAUCAUGCCAGAGUAAUGGAAUAAUUGAAAACUUAGUGCAGAUUGCUGAAAUGUGUUUAAUUUCAUUGGUUUAUAAUUUAAUCAAAUAAAUCUAUAUGCAAGUUUCAUAAUAAUCUUUUGUAGAUACAUGUAGAUACAUGUGUUAUAUUGAAGAAGACCAUCACAGUUACACUGCAUUUAAAGACUUAAAUACAUUUUUAAUCUAUAUUUGUUGUUAUUUUUGUUUGUCUUUAAAGGUGAACACUAGCUUACCAACAUGAUAAAAAUAACUUGUGUUUGUGACUUUUAAUUUCAUUCAAAGUUGAUCCAGCUUUACAUGUAAACAUCCAUUUAAUGAUUUUAUCUUACCUAGUUCGUAAUUAUUAAAAAAAUCUUCUGUUUCUCAUCACUUUGUAUCAUGUUGAAUUCAGAGUUCUUAAUUAGAAACCCAAUACCUCUUUCUCAAAUUGGUCUGAAUUACUCCAUCACCAAUUACAUCUUUUUAUAGCAAUUUUCUGUACAGCAUUACACUAUGUGUGAGAUAGUUCUACCCUCUCUGUACAGCAUUACACUAUGUGUGAGAUAGUUCUACCCUCUCAGGCAAUUUACUUCUUAUUGUUUUACAUGUCUGUUUUUUUCUUGCUGGAGAGGGGGAUAAGCAUCGUAAAUUUGAUUAGUCAUUUAUCCAUGUUAUGAUUCUUGUGAGUACAUUUUUAUUUAAUUGUAUCAUGAAAUUUGUCUUAAUCUAACACAGUGUAUUGCAUUAGACAUCCCUACAUGUGUUCAUGUAUAUUGUGUAAAGAUACUAUUUUAUCCAAGAUUUUACUUUACAUUUGUAAUUUACUUACACAUGUUUUAUUGCAAUGAGGGUCAUCAAAUGUGUGCCUACCAAAAAGAAAAGGAAAUCUACUGAAUGAAAUAUAUAUAUGAAUAUAAUUAUAUAUAUACAAAUAUAUAAAUACAAAACCUGUUAUUUGAAAACGACCUUUGACAUUUCUUAUACUACGAGGUGUGCUGCACUUAAUUGUGAUGCAUUAUAUAUUUGAAAGAAUGUUUUAAAGAAUUUCAUAUUAUGUUAGAUGUUUGAUGAAAUUCACAAUAUUUAUAAUUAAGUUCAUUUACAAGUGCAAUCUUUGUGUAUAUUGUACCUAUUUCAAGAAGAAUAUAAAAGAUAAUGAUGUAUUUAAUUUGUAUGUUGUAGGUUUAUAAUCAAUUAUGUACAAAUUGUUUGAAGUCUCAGUGCUACAUGUACAGGAUAGUAGAGUAGCAAUCAAUAUAUGUACACAAUAAAUGUAAGUAGCCAUUUUUUUACUCAGAUUUGUGUGCUUAUAUUUAGCUUUUUAUCAUAGGAGGCUGAAAUUAGAACCGUUUGCAUGUUCCAUCUAAGCUUCGUAAGAUACAUUUACAAAUCCUACCUUAUGUACAGAAAGUAAAAAUGUAACAAAUAUUUGAUCAAAUAAUCAAAAUAACUGAAAAAUCAUAAUGUGGAUUCAAUUUUGUUUUGUGCAUACAUGGGUUUCAAUUUUUAAAUUAAUACAAUGUUAAGGCAAUUGUGCUGUUGACUUGUAUGUGCCAUCGAACAUUUGUAUAAAGUCUUGAUAGAUAAAGUGCUUGGCAGGCAGAACUUCAAAUCACAGUUUUGUAAAUGAGAGUGGUGUUUGUUAUAAUCAUUUUUUAUGUACAGACCUGGAACAUGUGAAAGGUUGAUAACAAAGUUUUGUCAUUCAUAAGAAAAUUAAGGACUUUUGAACAUUCCUUUCUCAUUCCAUUCCAAUGUGUAUUGCAUGCAUUUUGUUCAACAUGUUUAUGAUAAUUUUUACGAAAAAUUUAGAUUAUGAACAAGAACUCUAUCUCUGUAUAUAUUGUUUUUAUGAUAUCACAUGGAUGUGUAAGGUCUGAUUAUAUCUAGUUCUUGGUCAAGGUUAGUAUUUAUUUAUGGUAAAGUAAGAUUGACAAAUAUUUAAUUGAUUGACGCUGCACUGCUAUUGUAUCAAAAUAAAUGAGGCAUGGUCUUUCUUUAAAUCUUGUUGCUCUUCAA